AUAAAGUCUGAAAAAUCAACAAAACAAGAGUCUCCAUCCUCAAAAGCUGCUUCCUUCAAUUUAUCCUCAUUUCGUCAAUGGUGACUGCUCUCUUUGCCAACCAAUCACAAUCUUAGCAUUUUUUAUUUUUACCAAUAUUAUUAUAUUAUAUCUAUCUAUAAAUAUAUUUAUCAAAGUAUGUUUUAAUUAGAUAGAGAGAGUUUUCAAUUUUUAUUUAUUAGUGUGAAAUAUUUCAAGUGAGACUCUAUUCUCUUUUAUUCUAUAACACCCUACACCCUAUAAUCUUCUGAUAAUCAUAAUCAUAAUCAUGAAGAAAGGAAAUUUGGGUCUCGGUCUCAAACUCUCUGUUCCUCAAACUGAUCAAGUUGCUUUUGCAAAGUUUCUGACUGAAAGUGGAACGUUUAAGGAUGGAGAUCUGCUUGUUAACAGAGAUGGUGUUCGAAUUGUUUCUGAAACUGAAGUUGAAGCUCCACCCCCAAUCAAGGCAACAGACAACCAGUUAAGUUUGGCAGACAUAGACAUAGUGAAAGUUGUUGGAAAGGGAAACGGAGGGGUGGUUCAAUUGGUGCAACACAAAUGGACUAAUCAGUUUUUUGCAUUAAAGAUAAUUCAAAUGAAUAUUGAAGAGUCCGUGCGCAAGCAGAUAGCUAAAGAGCUGAAAAUUAAUCAAGCAGCACAGUGUCCUUAUGUUGUUGUCUGCUACCAGUCAUUCUAUGACAAUGGUGUCAUAUCAAUCAUUUUAGAGUACAUGGAUGGAGGCUCCAUGGCUGAUCUUCUGAAGAAAGUUAAAACAAUACCAGAGCCUUAUCUUUCUGCCAUUUGUAAGCAGGUUCUGAAGGGUUUAAUAUAUCUUCACCAUGAAAGACAUAUUAUCCACAGAGACUUGAAGCCUUCUAAUUUGUUGAUUAAUCACACAGGCGAGGUUAAGAUUACUGAUUUUGGUGUUAGUGCAAUUAUGGAAAGUACAUCUGGUCAAGCAAAUACUUUCAUUGGCACAUACAACUAUAUGUCUCCAGAGAGAAUCAAUGGAAGCCAACGUGGCUACAACUACAAAAGUGAUAUAUGGAGUUUGGGACUGAUAUUGCUGGAGUGUGCUAUGGGGCGGUUUCCUUACACACCACCAGAUCAAAGCGAAAGAUGGGAAAGUAUAUUUGAGCUUAUUGAAACUAUUGUGGAUAAACCUCCUCCUAGUGCUCCAUCUGAACAAUUUUCCUCAGAAUUUUGCUCAUUUAUCUCUGCAUGUCUACAGAAAGACCCAGGAAGCAGACUGUCGGCUCAGGAACUUAUGGAACUUCCUUUCAUCAGCAUGUAUGAUGACUUGCAUGUGGAUCUCUCAGCUUAUUUCUCCGAUGCAGGAUCUCCACUCGCAACCUUAUAAAAGAUGAUUGACGCUGCAUAUGAGCUGCAUUUGUGGAUGAGUCUGAUAAACCAGCUCCUAGUGUUAUGCCGAAGAUACUGUAUUAUGUUAUUUAGUGAUUGAGUUCAAUAAAUUGUGAGAAACUCAUAGAUGCAAGAUUCAAGGAAUUGCCAUGAUUGGAACUUGGUGAAGAAUUUUAAUGAUAGACGUUGAUUAUUAAGGGCCACUUGGGGCGUAAUGUUUGAAAUUUUAUGAUUGCAACAGAACUUACCUAUGCAGAAAAUAUUAUCUGUUGUACAAAUUUAUAAUUUUAGAGUUACAAGUUUUUUCAGGCUGUCCCAGAUGAACGUGAAAUUGUAUAUGCCUAAACUGCUCUCAAGUUAUAAUUGACGUUUUUUAUUUGGUUAAA
This is a messenger RNA of Medicago truncatula (barrel medic), 1766 nucleotides long. RefSeq names its product mitogen-activated protein kinase kinase 2. The record is from RefSeq and is a predicted model, not a curated record. Gene Ontology annotation, biological process: MAPK cascade; protein phosphorylation. The transcript has 9 exons. Gene Ontology annotation, molecular function: ATP binding; MAP kinase kinase activity. The coding region runs from base 308 to 1378 and encodes 356 amino acids. Lineage: Eukaryota; Viridiplantae; Streptophyta; Magnoliopsida; Fabales; Fabaceae.